Molecule: messenger RNA, 1050 nt
Organism: Ananas comosus (pineapple)
Lineage: Eukaryota; Viridiplantae; Streptophyta; Magnoliopsida; Poales; Bromeliaceae
Exons: 3
Coding region: 106-828 (240 amino acids)
Source: RefSeq, a predicted model, not a curated record
CUCUCCCUCUCUCUCUCUCACUCCAGCAACAAGAAAAAAAAAACAAAAAAAAAAAAAAAGAGAAAAGGGAAUUUGUUGCUUGAAUAAUUUGAGAGGUGGUAAUUAAUGGAUCAGGUAACUGAGGAGGAGGAAUAUAAUGAAAUGGGUUCUUCAGUAACAUCGACACUCGAACCGCGGCAUCAUCUACUAUUCAGCUAUGCAUCUUCCAUCUUAGCCAUUGCCGACACCACUUACCGAAGAGUCGAAGAGAUGCAUGGCCCCAUAGGCUCUCUCGCAAAAAGAGUUGCAUCCACGACACGUCCCAUGUUACACCCCUUGCUUCUGCAAUGCCUUUCGAUCCUCUCGUUCUUCGAUAGCGUAGUCGUGAAGUUCGAAAACAUAACCAUGUCAAUUUUCCCGCCAUCUACAAUUAUCUUCGCGAAGAUCGACGAGCUCGCCCUCCUCGCAGACUCUUUUCCUAAAUUUUUCAAUGAUGCCGUCGACGAGCUUCUUGUUUUUCUCCACCAACUGCCGGUGAUCGAUGUCGCGAUGGAGAAAUUGGGUAUGAUGUCGAGUCCAAGCAACGAUGAGAGAGACAUCAUUGUAGAUAUAAAGUGCGAGGAGGGCGAGCGGCGGGAAGAGGAUUGUAAGAGAGAAUGUGAGGGGAUAAGGGAGGUUGAGAAGAGUCGUAAGGAGAUCAUCGAGGUUUUGGAGAUUGUCGAGGUGGCGGAGGAUCAGAGCCAGAGAGGCAGCGGCCGCGGCGGCGACAGUGGCGGCGGAAGAAAAGGGGUGGUGAAGGAUCAAAUUUUGGAGUUGUUUGAUGAGGGGUGGCAUUUGAGGUCUGUGUAGAGAGAGAGAGAGGAAACUAGUAGUUGUUGUAUCAAACCAUGAGUGUGCAUAUAUAAUAAGUAUAUUGUGUCAUUUUCUUCUUUUUCUAUGGAGUUGCUGUACAAGGAGUUGAAGAUCAUGAUGAUGGGAGGAAAUACAAGCAGUUCUUGUAGCGUUUUUGUAUCUUUUGAUGGGAAUUCAUUUGUGUUUGGCACUGAAUGAGCUUGUUUGAAUCAUUGCUGA